This is a messenger RNA of Grammomys surdaster, 2506 nucleotides long. It is a transcript of the gene Lins1, whose product is annotated as lines homolog 1. NCBI's taxonomy places the organism in Eukaryota, Metazoa, Chordata, Mammalia, Rodentia, Muridae. The record is from RefSeq and is a predicted model, not a curated record. The coding region runs from base 137 to 2410 and encodes 757 amino acids. The transcript is spliced from 7 exons.
UGAUGACUGCGUGGCCCGGCCGGAUGGCAGCCAGGCUCCACUGAAGAAACAUCUUAGAGAUUCAUUGUAUUUCUAAGCCUUCGAUAAGCCUUGUGGCUAUUGACCCUCUUACGAAAGAUACAUUUUGGAAGUCAAAAUGGAAGGUGUCCAAGAAAUUUUGGAUCAGUUAUACAGGAAAGUACUUCUUGGAGCCACCCUUGAAGAUGACGUCUAUGGUUACAUCUUUUAUCUCAACCCAGAUCUCUCAGAACAAGCUGUCUGUACCACCUCCUCUGUAGCUCAGUCUAAUGUCAAUGGUAUGCUCAAUGGCAUGCCAGGCCAGCAUGGGCCAUCCUCCCACGAGGUGACCGUCCUUCCUGAAGCACAGGAGUGUUCCAAGAGACAGCUUCAGAUGAACAGGGCCUGGGAGGUGAAGCUUCUUCAGUUAACAGUGAUUGACGUGAUACUGAGCCGAGUGCUGUCUGCUAAAACUGAGACCCACGCAAAGGAGGGGUACAGAGAGCUAACUGAAGUCCUUUUGCAGUCCACUGAACUCGAUUCCAAAUUGAUCUACAUGCUCCAGAAUUCCGAUAAGUUGUUGUCCCACAUGGCUGCCAAGUGCCUCGCCUCGCUCCUGUAUUUCCAGUUGAAAGAGAAGAAAACGUUAAGUAAUUCCUGGAUCACUUUUUGCCAGAGGCAUCUCUCUGAGUCCUGUGAGAGUGGUGAAGCAGUGCAUUGCCUCUGGGUCCUUACAGCUGUAAUAAAAGAGAUCUUUAAAGAUACACAUUCACAGAGAUCAGAAAGUCUAAAGCAGCUCUUGACUCCUUUUGACAUUACUUUUGAAGUGUUCUACAAUUCCUUGUUUUCUCAGCAUUUUGGAAAUGUGCAGAGUCCCUCUCACAUAAUCAACAGCCUGGUGUGCUUUCUGGAGCUGCUCGAGCUUCUUGUGGCCUCCAGAAUCCACCUGAAGCUGCACUUUAGGAGCCAGAGGAUGUUAUUGUUGAAACCCCGUGCUCUAGAUAUUCUUGCCUGGCCUAUUCCAGCUUUUAUAAAAAGGAAAUUUGUUAUACUCAUCAAAAAAUGCCUUCUCUGUAAAGUGGGCGAAGACCUUUGCAGUGAAUCUGUGCCCACCCUGAUGUCACCAGACCAUCUUCUGGAUGGUGACAUGCUCGCUUUAGCUGAUGCACUCCUGCACGCUGUACAUUUGGGGUUGUGGAAGGCACUGACUGUUCCUGGAAAGCCUUCCUGCUUUGGAGGGGAUGAAGUUCAACCUGGAGGCAGACUCAGGGCUGGUCCUGAUCACGUGACCCUGAGAGCAGCAAGCUUGAUUACAGUGAAAUCCUUAGAAAUCAAGUUCCGGAAUUGUUCCUCAGCAACUGAAAUGAAAGUUGACUUACAGAAGUUCAUGUCUGAGUUACUGGCCUUCUUAAAGCCUCACCUCCAGCCCUCUCUCCAGCUACACAACCCAUGUGAGUGGCUGUCCAGGGUCUUCAUAGAGCAGGACGAUGACAUGCUGGAGGCUGCCAAAGCAUCCCUGAGCAUCUACCUCCAGCUGACCAGAGAAUGGGAUGCUUCUGCAAGUCUGACCCAAGAAAAGGAAGCAUGGAUCCGCUACACACAUGAACAUGGCUGCAACCCUCACUGUGUUUUCUUAUUCUUCUUAAAGAAUAUAGCAUUCGAUUCUACAGUUCUUCUUGACUUCUUGAUAUCCUCAGAAACCUGUUUCCUUGAAUAUUUUGUUAAAUAUUUAAAACUCCUGCAGAAAGACUGGGGCCACUUUCUGUCCAUCUGCAAGUUCUUUGCUGCAGUGGAAUCACAAUGUAAAGUAAAUGUUCAUGAUUCUGUCCCCUCACCUGCCCGUGACAGAAACACCAGCCACACAGUACCUCAUGCUCCAUCUUCUGUUGGCCACAAAAAUGCUUGCUCCUGGCUCCCCUGGGCUUCUGAUGCCUCCUCUGAAUCCCAGACCCAGGUUGUGGUGCCUAUGGAAACUCACCCAGUGCCAGCUAAAGGCCCACCUUCCCGGACACCACAGAGUCUGGUAGAUUAUGACAGCUCUGAAACUUCUGAUGAGGAAACCACAAAUGAGUCUUUAGCAAACAGCAAACAGACAUCUUUAUGCCAAGAGAUAACUGAGGAAAUCCAAGGCCUGCCUAGGACACAGAAGGAUCAAAAGGAACGUAGCCUGGAGCCUCGCUCUAGGCCUCUGCUCUCUGCAGAGUCCAGUUCUCCCUUCUCUGCUGAGGGUAGAGUUGCUCCAGACAGGACUCUCUGGGAAGUGAGAUUGUUUCUUUGUGCAGUGAAGUGCCUUGAGGAGCUACAGGGUGCAAUUUACCGUUUGCAGGAGAAAAAUCUCUUUCCAUAUAACCCAGCAGCACUUCUGAAGUUGUUGAAAGCCGUGGAGGCCAAAUGUAAGGAGGCCAACAUGUGAGCUGUGGGUAACACAGCAGCAUUUGUCCUCAGGUUUGUUUUCUUUUAUAUAAAUUGUCUAUCUAAGAUAAAUAAAAACAAACAAAAACUGCAAAAA